AUGUUGGAAUUCAAAGGAAAUACAGAGAAGGAAAAGAAAAGUGUGGUUUUCGAAAGCGAAACGGCGGAAAAAGAUAAGGGUAAAAGUACAAAGGAAGUGGAGAGUUUAGAAAAGAUAAAAGCUGAUUUAACGGAUAGGCUAACAAGUGAAAUAAACGAGUGGAAAAAAGAAAGAAAUAGACAGAUGGAAAUAAUAGAGGAAUGGAAAAAGGAAAGAAAAAGGCAGAAUGAAAUAAUGGAGGAAUGGAAAAGAAAAGAAAUGAAUUGGGAAAUAAGAAUGAGAGUGAUAGAAGAAAAAUUUAGUGAGAUAGAAAAGGAAAUUAGAGACGUAAAAGAAAAGGUGGAAGAGGAUGAUAGCCACAGAUCAGUGAGGAAAGAAGAAAUAGACUGGAGAAGUAAAGUAGGAGGUAGUAGCUACGCAGGAUCUGUCACGUCAGGGGUAAGCGUUGGUAGGCUAAGUGUAAGAGAGGUGGGAAAACUAAGAAACUGGAUCUCGCACAAGGAAAAAGAUGAGAGAAGGAACAAUAUAGUAAUAAAAGGAAUUAAAGACGCAAAGGAGUUAAAACAAAUAAAGGAAGAUCCAAAGAGGUGGGCAAGAUUUUUCCUAAAAACGAAGUUAGGAUUGGACAGUAUGGUGGGGUGGGGAAGAGUGAGCAAUCAAGUAAUAAUUGUAGGGCUGGACAGUGAAGAAGAAAAGAAAGAGGUGAUGAGAAACAAGAAUAAGUUAAAAGGUGAAAAUAUAUUUAUAGAGAACGAUUUAACAUGGGAGGAGAGAAAGAUACAGGAAAGAAUAUCCAGAUGGGCCAAGGAAAGGAGAGGAAAAGGUGAAGAAAUAAAAAUAGGUUUAGGUAAGGUUAGGAUAGGAGGUACUUGGAAGCUAUGGAGAGAAAUUGAAAAGGAAAUGGAGGAAGAAGAAGAAAGGACAAGAUUAGGAAGUCAGGACGUAGAGUUUUGGAAUUUUAUAAAAGAGUACGACUACAUAGGAUUAUGUGAGACAUGGCUAACAGAAAAAGGUUGGGAGAACAUAAAGAACAGAUUACCAGACUCACACCAGUGGGUGAGCAGCCAUGCAAUGAAGAAAAAAGGGAAAGGUAGAGCGAUAGGAGGCAUAGUCGUUGGAAUAAGAAAAGAUUGGAGAGGAAAGGAGUGGGAAAGGAUGGAAACAGGAUAUGAUAAUAUAAUACAUAUGAGAACGAAAGAGGUAAAUGAGAACCUGAAUAUUAUAAUAAUGUAUAACAACGGAAACAGUGGUAAAGAGGUUGGAGAAACAAUCACAAAGGUAAUGAAAGAAUCUGAAAAGGAAAGAUUAAUUGUUGGAGGUGAUUUUAAUAUUAGAAUAGGAAAUUUAGGAGGAGAUGAAGGAGAAGGAGGAGUGGAGAGGAAAAGUAAGGACAAAAUGAUAGGUAACGGAGGUAGGAAAUUCAUAGAUAGUAUGAUAGAAAACGGUUUGAAUGUACUAAAUGGUAGGACUAAUGGGGAUUGGGAUGGAGAGUUUACCUAUGUAGGAGCAAGGGGUAGUACAGUAAUUGACUACGUGUUUGUAAAUGAGCUUAUAGUAGAUAAGGUUACAGAAUUCAAGGUUGAGGAGAGAGUGGACUCGGACCAUAUGCCGGUGUGUAUGAAGAUGGAAGAAAUGGAAGAAACUGAAGAGGAAGAAGAAAGAGACGGCAGAAGAAAAAUGAAGCNGAAAAAGCAAGAGAAGAAGGUAAUUGAAAAAAAGAGGAUAUGUUGGGAUCCAGAAGCAAUAGAAAAAUAUAAAGCCAAAACAGAGGAAAUAGGGUGGACCGAGGAGCAGGAAAGGAUAAGCUUAGAUAGGAAAUGGAAUAAGUUGAAGAACUUAGUACAGGAAGCGAUGACAAAAAAAGUUUAUAAAAUAAAGAAAAGGAAGAUAGGUCACAAGGACUGGUGGGACAAGAGCUGCACAAGGAGGAAAAGAGAG
Messenger RNA from Pseudomyrmex gracilis, 1938 nucleotides. RefSeq lists its product as uncharacterized. The annotation marks the transcript as partial. The record is from RefSeq and is a predicted model, not a curated record. Gene Ontology annotation, molecular function: catalytic activity. The transcript has 2 exons. Lineage: Eukaryota; Metazoa; Arthropoda; Insecta; Hymenoptera; Formicidae.